Messenger RNA from Daucus carota subsp. sativus, 715 nucleotides. RefSeq names its product putative invertase inhibitor. The record is from RefSeq and is a predicted model, not a curated record. The transcript has a single exon. The coding region runs from base 41 to 622 and encodes 193 amino acids. Gene Ontology annotation, molecular function: enzyme inhibitor activity. NCBI's taxonomy places the organism in Eukaryota, Viridiplantae, Streptophyta, Magnoliopsida, Apiales, Apiaceae.
AACAUGGAACAAAUCAAAACUACCCUCACAACUCACCAUAAUGUUGUCAAGAUAUUACAUCUCAUCAUUCUUUUUUCUCUCCACACUCAUCCUCUCUUUUCUCCCUCACUCCACCUCACAAACCCUGAUCCAAAACACAUGCAAGACCUGCUCUGAUGAGGAUCCCAACGUCCCCUACGGCUUCUGCACCACGUCGCUCUUCGCGGCCCCAGCCAGCCGCUGUGCAAGCCUCAAGGGCCUAGGCAUGAUCUCCAUAAGGCUCACAAGGUACAACUUGACAGACACCAGAUGCCAUAUCAAACAGCUGUUGCUCAACAAGAAACUUGACAAGUACGUGAGAUCGUGUCUGGAAACAUGCUUCGAGCUCUACGAUGAUGCCCUGCCAUCGAUCAAAAUGGCCAUGAAAUCUUACUCUAACAAGAAGUUUUAUGAUGCUAAUGUGCAAGUGAGUGGAGUCAUGAACGCGGCCACCACUUGUGAAGAUGGAUUUCUUGAGAGAAAAGGAGUUGUUUCGCCGCUAAGCCAGAGGAACAAUGCCACUUUUCAGUUAUCUGCCAUUGUUCUUUAUGUUAUCAAUGCUGUUCAGAUCAGUUCAUCAAAUUCAUCUUCAGAAUUGUGCUAAUUAUGUGUACUGUAAAUGUGAUAGUUAUUAACUUUUUCAUCACUUUGUUGAUGGGUACAUUUGGCGAUGAAUAUGAAGACACGUUCUUGGAUC